CAUUUCAAAAAUGGUUACAUAAAUUCAAACUCAUAUUACACAUUCCUAGUUUCUUAGUUCAAAGUAAUGUAAACCUGCAAAGUCAAUUAAUAAGGUUGAUUUAAAUUUUCAUCGAAAUAUUUAUUAUAACUUAUAAUUAAUUUUAAUAUGUCAGAAAUAUAUAUCAAUAGUGUCAAUAAUUGAUUUGACAAAAAUAUGUGCACCAAAGGAGCAACAGUUGCAGAGCUUUUUACCAAAGUUAUCGCCACUACAAAAUGUUUUGAUCAAAAUCUUCGUAAGGUGAAAGUAGUGCGCUGUGAUAAUGGAAGAAUGCUGACAGAAUUCCAAGUUGGACCAGAACAUUUAAAUCAAAGAGGAACACUCCAUGGGGGAUUUAUAGCCCACUUAGUUGAUGCUAUCUCAACAUAUGCACUGACAUCAAAUGAAAAGGUGGACACAAGAGGUGUAUCUAUUGAUCUUAGUGUAAGCUACAUGAGUGCAGCAAAAGAAGGUGAUAAUAUAGAAGUGGAAGCUGUUACAAAGAAGACAGGAAAAAAAAUUGCAUUUUUGGAAGUUGAAGUAAGAAAUAAAGAUAGUAGGCAGGUUUUAGCCAUAGGUAGACACACAAAAUAUAUAGGGGUGUAAUUCGUUGGACUAAAUACACAUUUGAUAGUAGAAGCUUAUACUAAUUGAAGUAUUUAAAAUGUUUCUGGUGCAUUAUUUCAGCUUUAUUAUAAAUAUGUGAUAUAAAAAAUAUAUGUUAUAAUUGGUGUCUUUUUUAAAUAAAAAGCCAUUAUUUAUCUUUUUUUAUUUAUUGAACAUUAAAACUUAUAUAUGUAAAUAUAUAGAACACAUUGAUUUUUUAUUAUUAGACUAAUAAUUAUCUUGGAAAUAAAGUUAUUAUAAUA
Messenger RNA from Galleria mellonella (greater wax moth), 887 nucleotides. RefSeq names its product acyl-coenzyme A thioesterase 13-like. NCBI's taxonomy places the organism in Eukaryota, Metazoa, Arthropoda, Insecta, Lepidoptera, Pyralidae. The transcript is spliced from 4 exons. The record is from RefSeq and is a predicted model, not a curated record. Gene Ontology annotation, molecular function: fatty acyl-CoA hydrolase activity. The coding region runs from base 196 to 624 and encodes 142 amino acids.